Talaromyces amestolkiae is the source of this 1500-nucleotide messenger RNA. RefSeq lists its product as uncharacterized. The coding region runs from base 1 to 1500 and encodes 499 amino acids. Gene Ontology annotation, molecular function: aldehyde dehydrogenase (NAD+) activity. The record is from RefSeq and is a predicted model, not a curated record. Lineage: Eukaryota; Fungi; Ascomycota; Eurotiomycetes; Eurotiales; Trichocomaceae. The transcript has a single exon.
AUGGCACCCUCAUACCCAUCCACCUUCACCGUCCCAUUAUCAGACACCUCACAAGGGGAAACCUCAGCAUUCCCAAUCCACAACCCGGCAACAGGCUCAAUCAUAMCCUCUCUCAYCCCCGCCAGCCUCUCGACGGUAGAAUCCGCCGUCCACGCCGCCGAAUCCGCCUUCCAAACAUCCUGGCGCUGGCUGCCGCCUCUCCAGCGCAGCAUCACACUCUUCCAAUGCGCCUCCGCUCUCGAGAGCCACGCGCCCGAAAUUGCAGAAAUUCUGACUCUUGAGAAUGGAAAACCAUACGCCGACGCCCUAAGCGGCGAUGUAGCAUUUUUGUCAGCCUGUUUCCGUUACUUCGCCAGCAUCCUUGACAAACUACCCAGCGAAGCUAUCGAUCACGGCUCAACCUACACGACAACUUGGUACGAACCCAAAGGUGUAACAGCAGCAAUCAUCCCCUUCAACUGGCCACCUAUCCACACAGCUGGCAAACUUGCGCCCGCGCUCGCAGCGGGGAACACAAUGAUCCUCAAACCAUCCGAACAAGCGCCGCUUACCGUCAUCAAAAUCGUUGAAAUCCUCAACACAAUUCUACCACCGGGCGUAGUCCAGGUUUUGCCGGCUUGGGGCCCCGCAGUACCUCAAUCCCUCGUCGCGCACCCACUCGUCAAAAUGGUUUCAUUCACCGGGUCAACGCUCGCAGGCACAAAAGUCGCGCUCACCGCAGCCCAGAAACCGAUCCCCGUCGUCCUCGAGCUAGGCGGUAAAAACGCGUUGAUAGUCUUCGACGACGCGGAUCUUGAGCGUGCGGUUCGCACGGCGUUGGAUGGUGGAUUUUUCAAUAAAGGGGAAGCCUGUACGGCGACCUCGCGACUGCUUGUGCAGCAGGGUGUGUAUGAGCGGUUUUGUGAGAGGUUGGCGGAUGGGGUGAGGAGACUCAAGGUGGGUGAUGGGAUGGAUUCGGGAACGCAUGUUGGGCCUCAAGUCACGAAGACACAACAGCAAAAUAGUCUCAAAUACAUCGACAUCGCCAAACGGACCCCCGGAGCCAAAAUUGCAGCGCAAGCAGACUUACCAUCCGAACAGCGACUCAAAGACGGUUUCUUCGUACCCCCAACAUUGAUUACCGAUGUCACGCCCGACAUGCAAAUAGCGCAAGAAGAAAUGUUCGGCCCCAUCGUGACCAUCUGCGCCUUCGACACCGAAGACGACGCCAUCCAAAUCGUAAACGAGUCUCGCUUCGGAUUGACGUGUUGCGUAUUCAGUCGUGACAGCGAGCGCUGUUUCCGUGUUGCUCGAAGUGUGGAUGUCGGUAUGGUGUUUGUGAAUAACUAUAAUCGGGCCGUGUUGGGGACGCCGUUUGGUGGGAACAAGGACUCUGGUUUUGGGCGCGAGCAUUGUAUCGAGACGAUGAGGUCGUGGCAGAAUGCGAAGUUUAUCAAGCAGCCGACUGGAAUAGGGAAGUUGCCGGAGUGGAGGGGAAUUCUUGAUGUUUUUGGUCAGUGA